CGAAUACGCUUGAAGGAACCAUGGCAACUAUCGACGCCUCAUCCACUGGAGGGAAACGGAGGAGAGAGGACGAAUCGUUUCCAUGCAGUCGGUCGGAGCGGUUAAAUCCUUGAAGCCUGAUCAAAGCGGAGAUGAUUGAUUCGCCAAAGUCAACCAGCGGGCCGCCGAGAAAUCAAACCCAAACAGUCUCGCGGCUGUCGAAGUUGAGGACGAUGGGUCAUUUGGGAAUUGGAUACCUUCUUGCCCGUUAUUUCACCUCCGGACGACCGCUCCGUGAAUUCCGUCCAGUCGUAGAAUUUCUCGAAGCCUGUCACGAUUUCAUCAGAGGGCAUCGGACCCUUUACAACGAUGGGAGGAUACUUCAACGGGAUAUAUCUGACAACACCAUUAUCAUCAUUGAUGCCGAUUUAGAUGGAGAUCUAGGAGGCAUGCACAUCGAUUUGGACCUGGCAAAGGAACAAUGAUGAAAAUCAUGAGGUCCACUUGGAAUUGAGAGCAGCACUGGGAUUUAUAUCCAUUCAAUAAUGACCCGCAUUAUUGUGUACU
Messenger RNA from Eremomyces bilateralis CBS 781.70, 546 nucleotides. RefSeq lists its product as uncharacterized. Lineage: Eukaryota; Fungi; Ascomycota; Dothideomycetes; Eremomycetales; Eremomycetaceae. The record is from RefSeq and is a predicted model, not a curated record. The transcript has a single exon. Bases 132 to 464 code for a protein of 110 amino acids.